GCUCUUCAUCUGGCAACACUAGAUCAGCUGACUCCCCGCCAAACCCAAGAUGUCGCAGUAUAUAAGAAAACUGUACACAAUUAUAUUCGUCAGGGAAGGAACGAGAGUUCUGCUUGGAUACAAGAAGCGAGGAUUUGGCCAAGGAAGAUGGAAUGGAUUCGGAGGCAAGGUGGAGUCCGGUGAAACAGUAAAGGAAGGCGCCGUCAGGGAGUUGAAGGAAGAGGCUGGUAUUGAUGUGCCUCACCAAGAUGUGGAAAAAGUGGCUGAUCUUGAGUUUACCUUCGAGGGAGAGAAGACACUCAUGCAUGUGCACGUCUUUCUCGUCAAAGCCUUCACCGGGACGCCCACAGAGAGUGAAGAGAUGAGGCCACGUUGGUUUUCCAUGGAAGAGCUGCCGUUCUCAGACAUGUGGCCGGACGAUCCCAUGUGGCUUCCAGUGGUACUGCGUGGAGGGAAGGUGCGGGCCGCCUUUCACUUCCGUGGCCACAACGAUAUCCUCUCGCAGCGCAUUGAGGAAGUGGAUGCCUUUGCCUAAACGUGUUGGUUGGCUGUGUGGAAACUGAACAACAUUCGAGUAAUGAAUGCAUUGUUCAUUAUUAUUGUUAUUAUUAUUAUUAUUAUUAUUAUUAUUAUUUUCAUUAUUUUCAUUAUUUUCAUUACCAUAGCCAGUCGGUAAUUCUAUGGUGAAAUAAAAAUUUCCCGUGCACAAAAUGUUGCCAUGAGUCACUCUUAGUAAAGAAUAAUUACAA
Molecule: messenger RNA, 749 nt
Organism: Portunus trituberculatus (swimming crab)
Lineage: Eukaryota; Metazoa; Arthropoda; Malacostraca; Decapoda; Portunidae
Product: 7,8-dihydro-8-oxoguanine triphosphatase-like
Exons: 3
Coding region: 50-535 (161 amino acids)
Biological process (GO): DNA protection
Molecular function (GO): 8-oxo-7,8-dihydroguanosine triphosphate pyrophosphatase activity
Source: RefSeq, a predicted model, not a curated record